Messenger RNA from Striga asiatica, 303 nucleotides. NCBI's taxonomy places the organism in Eukaryota, Viridiplantae, Streptophyta, Magnoliopsida, Lamiales, Orobanchaceae. The record is from the annotation of a GenBank genome assembly.
AUGAAAGGGCUAAUACCUCCCGUCCUCAACGAGCCUGCGAUUUCAUCAGCAAUGUUCAAACAGGAAAUAACCCAGCUGCACAGGGCCAUCCACACCAUCCUUGCAAGACAAAGGGUCAUGCUCCAAGGCAUUGCCAUGAGUCCCACACCAACAAUCCCCCAGUACACUNACAAAGGCUCAAACAGACAUUUGAUCGAACACCUGAAAAGCACUAUUUUCCUUGUGAAUUAUGAGAUCUCCCAAUCAUCUGCCCGCCUUCACGGAUCAUCAAAAGAUGAAAACUUUUGGGUUGGUUUUCGAUGA